UUGGAAAGGAUAAUCACAACUGGCUUCACUAUUAGGUACAGGUGCGUCUUUAAUGUAGAAAAUUAAAUUAUAUGCUCCACGCGAAAAUAAGGAAGCAAUUCUCAACAGGACUAAUUUAACUGUCUCAAAGAGGAUGCGUUAUGUUUCCGUUAAUGACGUCGUGUCUAAAGUGCUCGUAAUUAUGGUCCCGACUCUUAGACGAAAAGUAUCCCCAAUCUCAUUACUUUAAUUUUAAUUGUUUGCUAGAAAUGACUACAUGUGCAUGUGAUGUUAUUCCAUAUUAAAAAUCGUUUCACAAAUAAUGGCACUUCACUAAUUUCCCUGAAUGGCAUUGGGAGUCCCAUGAUUUUUUGCUCCUUUUGUCCCGCUUCCACUGCCCGAACCUUCAGUAUCCUUAUUUCUCUCGCACCCCUUCCUGAUUUAUACCUAGUCCGAGCCCAUUAUCCCGAUUUGAAUCGUCGCUCUUCCCGAAAGUGCCAUUCGUUAAAUUCCAUUUUUAAAAGAAGUCGGCGGAUACGUCGCCUCCGGUGUUGUCACCACUGCGUCGGCCGGUAUAACCAAAUAUUGCUAACGAGUACCAUGCAUUUCUCCGGUUGAUUGAAUUCCAACGGAAAUGGGAUUCUGUAACGGAAGGGGACUCAAAGUCUGACAAUUUUUGUGUCAGUGUAGCGUAUACCGGUCAAGCUCUCUAUUAUUCUCAUGUGUUGCGCGUGCGCCGGCCGCGUGUUUAGUUGCGUUCGAAGCACGACCAAGAAUAGGCGUCCCAGUGAUGGUUCCCGCCUGAAAGAUUUAUCUUAACAAUUCAAUCGUUAUAUGUGAGCGAACGGCCUGUUAAGCAAUACUGUUGUGCGGUUCUUAUUUGUUUCGACUAUCACUUUAUUACUUGUGGAUCAUAUCUUGUUUAUGAACGGAAUAAAAAAAACUUUAGUACUCCGCUAGAGUCACGGCUGUAAAGUUGUGCGCGUAAAUAUGUUUAACGUAUAAAUAUGUUUAUACGCGUUAUCAUCUAAUGUGGGCUUGCAUAUUGAUAGCAAGUGAUAAGCAAAGUUACAAGAUAACCAAAACGGGAAUGGAAGUGUUUAUUUUGUUAAAAAUUUGCCUGCACUUAUAAGUUAGUGCUAGUGUUUUUCCCUGCAAUAAGCGGUUAUGCUUCAGUAAAGUCAUUAAGUGAAGAGUUUGAACGUUUUGUAGUGUUAAAUGUAAUAUACGUAUGAGUGAUGCGUCUGCGCGCCGGUGCAAGUGUUACGUUAGGACUAUUUUCGUAGCACGGAAAUAAGAGCGGCAAAAGGAGCAAAAAGUCGAGAUCAACUGAAAAACUUUAGGACGUAGUGUCGAAUGUAUUUUUGUCGGUUGUAAACUGAUGUCUACAGCACUUGUGUGAUAUUGGUGUAAAAGCCGUGAAAGGAUAUACUGAAAAUGAAGAAAAGAACCUUAUCCAAACUCAAGUCUAUCUUCGGAUCCAAGAAAGGCAAAAAGCAACUUCAACAAGAGCAAUCUUCGAAGUCUUCACGUUCGCCGUCACCGGAACCGGCGGGGGCGGCGUCCCCGGUUCCCGGCAUCAAUGGCGAAUCGUUCCGGCCGAUCCUGAGAACGCCGCCGCCGAGCCGGGCCGGGCCGCCGCCCUCGCCGCCGGUGCCCACGCACCCCGUGGCCCCCGUAGCCCCGGAACCCGCCGCGCCACUGCCUCUCAUGCCAUGCGCCGUCUGCGGCCGAACCUUCGUGCCGCAGUCGCUGGCCAAACACGUCAAAAUAUGUGAAAAGAUGACAGUUAAGAAGAGGAAAACUUUCGACUCCUCAAGACAGAGGCGUGAAGGGCUGACCGCGGCGAACGGUGCUAAUUCCGGCACCGACUUGGAGCAGUACUUGCCAAAGAACUUUGGUCUUCCUGAAAACAGCCCGUUCUUAGAGAAAAGUCCGCCGAACACAGCGAAGCCAACCCCGAAACCGAAACCACAGUCUGUUAGGAACGCCAUCACGAAGCCAAUGGCAGAACUCCAAAGAUGUCCACACUGUAACCGCGCAUUCGGCGUGCGCGCGUUUGAGCGUCACGUCGAGUGGUGCGCGGACAAAGCGAAGAUCCUGCCGGCGGCGCCCGCGCAGCCCCCGCAGCACAUCGCCGACGCCAAGCAGAGGCUCAAUGCCAGGACGCAGUAUAAAGCACCACCAGUCAGAGGGCGACGGUCGUCACAAACGCGAGACAAAUCGACAAAUAGCCGAUCGGCGUCAGUUGAUUCGUCGCGCGGCGUAUCACCGCCCCCGCCGCGUGAGUACGGCGACUACAGACAUGGAAGAGCCAGAGCUUCAGAGUCAGUUUCCAGCAACGAUUGUCACGAAGAGUCUUCCCCUCACAUGCCGGUGAUCAGAAACUCUCGUAACUCACAAAACAGUUCGUCAGGCGAUGCUAACGUUAAAGCGCGGCAAGCCAGACUUGCUAGGGAUUUAAGCAGCUCCAGAAAAAAACAAGACCCUUCCCGCAUUUCCUCUGCCCAACAAAGUAAUACCGAUACCAAUAUCAAGAAAGCAUCCCGCCUGUCCUCUGUCCAAGAAAGUAAUACUGACCCUAAUAUCAAGAAAAAUGCUAUUCUUAAUAAACAAAAAAACAAACUUCUGGCUAAAAAACAACAACAAUUAAAGAAACUACAAGAAAUCGCAAGUAAAUACAGUCAACAAAAUCAAGAAUCGAAAGAGGAUAAGAAAUCAUUAAAAAGCGCUCGUGAUAAGAGUCAGAUACCUGUUCCAAAGAAAAGCAGUGGCAAAAAGGCGAUAAAAGAAAUUGAUAUCGAUAGAUUAAUCGAGGAAGACAUUAAUGAAAUGGUUUCUCCGAACUUAGUCUCUGAUAAAAUUAAAAUUACUCCUACUAAAACUCCUUCAGAAGCAUCGCCGAAUAAUAAACACAAACCAGAAAAGAAAGUCAGGAUCAAAACAAAAACAGUAAAAAUAGUAAAAGAAACUAGUAUGAGUCUAGAUAGUCUUGAAGAAUGUCCGCCUACCACGAGAAGCGAUCGCACUUGUCAAUCGAUUGGAAUUAACACUGAACUUUUAUGUGUUCCGUGUGUUAUACAUGAUAAUCCAGAUCAAAAGAAAAGAAAAGAAGAAAGCAGUAAGAAACAUAAAAGCAGUAACAAAGAAAAGAAAUCGCAUAAAGACCUUGAAGUUCUUAAUGUCGCUGAACCAAAAGUUGAGUUACUGUAUAAAAAUCCAAUUAUAGUAAGUUCCAGUGAAAAGCAAAUUAAAGAGAAAUAUGAAAGAAAUUCGUACGCGAAGUUGGACUUGAUCAAUUCUAUUUUCGAUAGUUCCAUAGUAACGCCGAGUACUUCAGGCAACUUGGCUUCAGAUGAAAUAGAAUCAACCACGGAUUUUACCAAUCAAGAGUUUAGAGAAGGCAAAUUCAAUUUGAAUAUACACUUCGAUGAAGAAAUCGAAAUGUCUAAUCCGAGCAUUUCGGAAGUCAACAAGCAUUCGUCUAGAGAUAAAAUAGACGAAGACAUUCAUCGCCUCUCUGAAGAACGUUUUGAACAUAAUUAUGAACAUGAUAUCAGUGCCGAAUUAUCGAAUGAGUCUUUGGCAAACAAAUUUGAACAAAAUAAUCCUGAAAGCAAAGAACUCGAAUGUCGCCACGGAAGUGGUGAAACUUAUACCAAAUUUAUAGAGGACCCGGCUGACCUAGAUGAAUUUAUGAGCUUGACUGAUAAAUUAUUGAGUAAUGAACAAGCAGAACGGGACAAUGCCUGUAUGGCUAAAGACGUCGAUGACUUUCAUACACCAAAAACGAAUUCUAUUGAAGCCAUAAAUAGGCAAAUAUCAGAAGAAGUUCUUCCCGAGUUACCUAAACAGCAAUAUUCCGAUACUUUUGAAGAGUUAAAGAGAAAUCUACAAGAUCUCCUGGUAGGGGCUGGCUCUGGAGAAAGCAAGGAUUUAAAGAAUCCAGACGAAAAUGAAGAAAGCAAAUCUGAUAAGAAUAGUCCUGAUAAUAAUAGAAGCAUUUGUGACAUGGAACACAUUACUGUUUAUGAACUGAAAUUUUAUGACAGGAAGCCGGAUGAAAAGCCUCUAGAAGUUGAAACACCUCGUUUCAAAUUGCCAUCAAUCAUGGAAUCGAAUAAACAAGGUAACAAAGUAGAAUGCAACAAAAAGAGAAUGCAGAAACUUUACAAGCCGAACCGAAAAUACAAAAUGUUGGGUGAACAAACAAGAAAGAAUAAAGAAUAUCAAACGUUUAUCGUUAAAGAAAACUUGAAUGACAAUAGUGACGGUCAAUCUGUUUCGUCAGAUGCGCCACCACUUAAACUUCCUCGUAUUGAAAAUAAAAGCAGUAAUAAUAUAGGGAGCGAAAGCCUUUUCCCAUCCUCCGUGAAACGUUCCACUUCCCUCCUCGAUUCCAUCCAAAAGAAGAAUACAGUGAAGAUGGACAGUGGGAAAUUUCGCCAUAAAUCGGAUCAGUUAGAACAAGAUAUAAUGCAGUCUCUCAAGGAUUUUGACAAGUUCUACGAAAAUGAAAAGAACGAAAAUCUAUCGAUCAAAGAGGUUAGUAACCACAACGGCACGGCGAAAAGAGAUACUCGCGCGAAAACUGAGCGCAAAGUCAAGAAAAAUGAGAAUGUUACGAAUGGAAACUACACGCCGAACGGCAAGCCGAGCAAUAGCAAUGAUUCAGCUUAUAGCAGGUUAGUCAGCUUAAAUAGGAUAUCUCCGUCAAAACUAUCACUAUGUACUUCCAAAGAGCCAAACGGGCUGACGUCGCUAGAACAAAUACCAGCGGGGUCGGAGUCGAGCGGUAGUCACAAGGAGGACGUGCGGUCAAUAUCCAGUGACGAGUUCCUAGCGAUGGAGCGCUCGGCGGAGCUGGAGGAACCUCUACCGCCGCCAGAAGUUACAUUUAAGGAGCAAGACAAUCACAUCACUGAGAAGCGCGUGAGUUCCCGCGCGUCGUCGCGGCGCAGCGGGUCGUGGCGCGCGGCGGGGUCGCUGAGCUCGAGCGGCUCGGAGGCGUCGCUGCACCGGCGCUCGGCGCCGCGCCUGUCGCGCUUCUGCCACGAGUGCGGCAACAAGUUCCCCGUCGACACCGCCAAAUUCUGCAUCGAGUGCGGCGUCAAGCGUCUCGUCGUCUAGCGCCCGCCCGCAUGUGUGAGCGACUUCUAGUCUUAUAAGUAGUGCCGGUUAUAAAUAGGCGUACUGGUGAUUAGUGUUUAGCGCCGGGUGGGUUCGUUUAUCUAGCUCGGUCGAGCGCAACUCGGAUAGGGAAGCGUGUUCUAUACCUACAUUUGUCAUACAGCAUAGGAUAUUGACGAAAUACCAGUAGAAGUAUUGAUAUCAUGAAACUGUAACACUGUCGAACAGAAUUUAUAUGUACAGGCAUCUCGGGACUCGACGGAUACCAGACAAACAAUGUGUUCUAUGAUUUGCGUGCUGAAAACGUUUCUUAUGAAUUUUUGUCGUCGAUAUUUCAGCGUAAGUAGCGACGAUGAUAAUGUAGCAUAUAAUAAAUACACUAUGUAUUUCACAUUACAUUAUUUAUUGCAGAUUUUAAAAUGAGGAUUAUUUAUUAUCUAAACCAUAGAUGUACCUCAAACUUGAUAAGUAUAUUUUUAUACUUACUAAAAUAUUAUGUAAACGCACAAUCGUCAAUCUUGGACCAUAUCUUAGAUUUUUACAAAUUAAAGCCUAUAAUGUAAUGUGUAACUAUCUAUAAAGUAAUAACGUAAUAUUAUUUACAAAACGUUACCAAAUUGCUAUAAUUUAUGAACUAAUUUGUGCCUUCACAAUUAACUAGAUAAUAAUGUUCUGUAUUCUGUUGGUAUAAUCUCUGUUAUUUUGUUUGCGAAGUUUUAAUUUCUGUUGCGACUUUAGCAAAUGUCAACUGGCCAGAGUAGCCUUGGAAAUUGUAAUAUCUGUGAUACAUGAAAACAUUUUGGAAAAUCAAAAACUUUGUCAUGGAAGGUUGAAUGGAUUCGGAAAUAACUUUUAAGUGCCAAUUUCUUUAUGUACUUUGGAUUUUGAAUGGAAUUUUGUGUACAUUUUUAAUUUUUGUUUUGCUAUUGUUAGCGAAUACCAUUUUAUUUUUUUAAAUAAUUUUGAUCACCCUUCCAAGGAUUUCCAUUAACGUCUCUUGUCCACAACAUAGUUGGCCAUUUUAACAAGACUGAUUUUAUUUUCAAAGUUUUCGAACUUGAUUAAUCCUUAGUUACUGUUGUAUAUUGUUUUUAAUAAAAUAACGAUUUUAUCAUGUAAUAAAUUAACAUUUUAAUAAUGA
Molecule: messenger RNA, 6250 nt
Organism: Trichoplusia ni (cabbage looper)
Lineage: Eukaryota; Metazoa; Arthropoda; Insecta; Lepidoptera; Noctuidae
Product: probable serine/threonine-protein kinase DDB_G0282963
Exons: 11
Coding region: 1417-5109 (1230 amino acids)
Source: RefSeq, a predicted model, not a curated record